Penicillium crustosum is the source of this 1275-nucleotide messenger RNA. Its product is annotated as cytochrome P450. Lineage: Eukaryota; Fungi; Ascomycota; Eurotiomycetes; Eurotiales; Aspergillaceae. The record is from RefSeq and is a predicted model, not a curated record. The transcript is spliced from 4 exons. The coding region runs from base 1 to 1275 and encodes 424 amino acids. Gene Ontology annotation, molecular function: heme binding; monooxygenase activity; iron ion binding.
AUGCAUAAGCGAUAUGGCGACAUUGUCCGUAUUGCGCCGGACGAACUGGCCUUUUCCCACCCCGAUGCCUGGCAAGACAUCAUGGGCCACCAGAAAGGAAAACCUGAAUUCUCAAAGGCAACAUGGUUUUACCGUCCAAUGGAAGGCGAAGCGUGUCAUGUAGUCAACGAAAGCAGAGAGCAACAUGGGCGUCUCCGUCGACAAAUGGCCCACGGCUUCUCUGAAAAGGCAAUGCGAGACCAGGAGCCAAUGAUUCGUGGCUAUGUCGACAUUUUGCUCAACCGGUUAAAUGAAUUUUGCGAGUCUGGUACUCCAGUGGUUCUUUCCGAUUGGUAUAAUUAUACUACCUUCGAUAUCAUUGGAGACCUGGCAUUUGGUGAGCCAUUUGGCUGUCUUCAGGGAUCAAACCUUGACGGAUGGAUUAAAGGGAUUUUCGACGCCGGCCGGCUUGGCAUUGUCUUGCAAGCUCUCUCAUUCUAUCCAUCCGUGAAACGGACCCUGUUGUCAAUGGUGCCCGCGUCAAUGACAGAGGCCCAUGAUAAGCAUAAGAAACUCACAGAACAGAAGAUGAUGCGUCGGAUGGAAAAGGAAGAGGGCCGGCCCGACUUGAUUGAGGGACUUCUGAGGAAGAGGGAGGAACUGAACCUGAGUAUUGAUGAACUCAUUGCAAAUGCUGAAAUUCUCAUUAUUGGUGGUUCCGAGACAACAGCUUCAUUAUUGAGUGGAGUUACAUACCUCCUCCUUACGAAUCCGACUGCCUAUCAGAAACUGAAAGAGGAAGUGCGCACUGUGUUUCAAAGCCAGGAAGAUAUCGAUCUGAUCUCUGUUAACAAAUUACCCUACAUGCUUGCAUGUCUCGACGAGGCAUUGCGCAUGUACCCACCCAUUGCAAAUGGGCUGCCCCGUGUGUGUCCUGGGGGUGGUGCCAAGGUCUUGGGCGAAUAUGUUCCAGCAAACACUUUUGUUUCUGUCCAUCAAUGGGCACUUUAUCGACGCGAAGAGUAUUUCAAGGAUCCCAACACAUACCAUCCAGAGAGAUUCCUAGGUGAUCUAUCAUUUGCAGAUGAUCGCCGAGAGGUAUUGCAGCCAUUCCAUACUGGACCGAGAAAUUGCCUCGGAAGAAAUCUUGCAUAUAGCGAGAUGCGUCUAAUCCUUGCAUUGAUUAUCUUUAACUUUGACAUGGAGAUUGCCGAUGAAGCCCGUGAUUGGAUCAAGCAGAGAAACUUCCUGAUGUGGGAAAAAGGCCCGUUGAAGGUUCAUUUAACUAGGGCAUAA